Messenger RNA from Miscanthus lutarioriparius, 1002 nucleotides. The record is from the annotation of a GenBank genome assembly. Lineage: Eukaryota; Viridiplantae; Streptophyta; Magnoliopsida; Poales; Poaceae.
AUGGUGCUGGUCGUCGUCGUGGGAAUGGGAGUGGUGGUGAUCGACGAAAUCCUAGUCCGCCUCGACCUCCGGGACGCCGUGCGCACCUCCGCGCUCUCCCACGCCUGGCGGGACCUCUGGAAGUCGCUCUCGGUGCUCUCUCUCUCCUUCCCCCUCGGCACGCACCCCUCGGUCGUCGACAGCGUCCUCCUCCGCUACAUCGGCCCCCGCGUCUCCCUCUUCGACAUCUACGUCGACGACGCGUCUGCCGGCCGCGUCGACGACUGGCUCCUCGCGCUCUCCUGCUGCCGCGUCGAGUCCAUCCACAUGCGUUGCCGACUCAGAUCAGUCUACUACUUCAACCUCCACUCCUCCAUCUUCUCCUUCGCUGAUCUCGCAUCCCUGCGGCUGCAACGCUGCAACAUUCCAUCCCUCCCCAUAGGAUUCGCCGGCUUCCCCGCGCUCCAGGAGCUAGACCUUAAGUUUGUUCACUUCCUAGCCCAUGGGGAGAAUCAAUUGGAGGCUAUCAUUCGUCGGUCACCCUUGCUUCAUGCCCUAUAUAUGUCUAAUGUGUUCAUCCCUCUUGGCUGCCCACACUCAGUGAUUGAGGCGCCUAAUCUCCGUAGCCUAACAAUCUAUUCACAUGAUGACUAUGACUGGCGAAUUGGAGAGCUGCCAUGCCUCGAAGAUGCCAACAUUCAAGUGGACAUUCUACCCACAGUUGACGAUGUUGAGAUGCCAUAUACACUUCCAUUUACCUUUUAUAACUUGAAGAACUUGAAACUAUAUCUGGACUUUACUCAAAUGCAACACAUUUUGUUCAUGUUCACCUUGCUAAGGAGUUGUCACAACCUUGAAAAGUUAGAAAUAGAGCUUAUUCUCUCUAAAGCAAGGCUUCUUCGCACAUUGUAUGUUGAUAAGUGCCCAGAUCAUUUUGAUGAUCCACUAGUUGACUUACUAAAAUGCAGAAGAGCUUCAGCUCAAGCUCGAGUCCUGUUUGAAGGUUUGGUGCAACAGUAUUAG